AUGUCGACCACUAAGCCAUUGGGACCCUUCAAGCUCGUUACCGUCAACACAGCACCCGAGCGUGCUUACAGGUUGAUCGGCCGCGUCGUCGAGAACGUCAAGGACAAAUACACAAUCAUCCACGCUGGAAAUGCAGACAGCGAAGAACAAGUCCGCGAAGUUGUCACCAAAGAACAGCCCGACGUACUGUUCACAGCAUCCAUGUGGACACCGGAGCAAGCAAAGGCCAUUCAUGCAGAGGCCAAGGAGAUUAUGGGGCCGCAAUUGAAGACAUUCGCUCUGCCUCAGGGCCUCCAGGUUUCAAGAGGGCCGGACGCUGUGGUCGAGUUCAUCGAGGAGAACCUGCCUGCGCUCCUUGAGGGAUAA
This is a messenger RNA of Aureobasidium subglaciale EXF-2481, 366 nucleotides long. RefSeq lists its product as uncharacterized. Lineage: Eukaryota; Fungi; Ascomycota; Dothideomycetes; Dothideales; Saccotheciaceae. The transcript is spliced from 3 exons. The record is from RefSeq and is a predicted model, not a curated record. The coding region runs from base 1 to 366 and encodes 121 amino acids.